Messenger RNA from Pelobates cultripes (western spadefoot toad), 3379 nucleotides. The record is from the annotation of a GenBank genome assembly. NCBI's taxonomy places the organism in Eukaryota, Metazoa, Chordata, Amphibia, Anura, Pelobatidae.
AAAACAUCUGGGGUGUAGCACAAAGAACAAUCCACCCCAAGGGUUCAAUACUGCAGGUACGCCUGUCUACGCCUCUGUGUACAUGAAGCGUUAAUAAUAAUUCUGUGUUAGCAUAGAUGGUUUGUCUAGACUUGCACACCUGUGUAACAGAUACAAUGAGAGACGUAGAGAGACGCACUAAAUACAAAGCCUAGCCCUGAAGUUUCUCUGCUCGUACAUUUCAACGAGACUUUAAUUGGAGAUAUAGUACGUGACGCAUACAGGAAUGUAAGGAAUUCUGCAAUGACCUCAUGGAACUAAAACAUUUAAGAAAUGGGUGGUAUUUACUUAAUAGCUCAAUAAUUAUGGAAAUUAGCAGGACAUAUAAAAAAACUAAACGACAACUUCGACACAGAGACCUGCAGAGCCGGCACAAUGGAGAGCAAAGAGAAACAGCAAACCUCGGACACUCAACAACCCUAUGAUUCAACGAGGUAUCGAGGACAUUGGCAAGCCAGACAGUGCCCAAAACAGGUGGGUGCCAAAUGGGGCUUUAACACAAAGUCAUUCAGAACUUAACCAGCGUAUAUUGAUUCUGAAAUCUUAUCUAACCAAGUGCAAUAUAGUCCUAAUGCACCUGUCAUGGGUGAUGAUAUAUUUCCUACCUGUUCUAUGUUACAUUUUGUAUAUACGGUGUAUUAAUAUUGUUUUCGUAUUUUAUUGAACCCUAUUGUAUCAAUGCAAUGUUUUGUGGACCCAGGACAUAUUUGAAAACGAGAUAAAUCUCAAUGUAUCCUUCCUGGUAAAAUAUGUUGUAAAUAAAUAAAUAAUACUGAUAUGUAUGUAUAGAUUUCAAAAUACUAGGAACAUAGUUUCAACUGAUCUGCACCAGACAUUCCAAAGCAGAGAGCAGGGGGCCGGGAGAGAAUGGUGGGGGGCACAGAACAACUAGAGGAAAGGGUAAGUGAAGGAGAGGGGGCAAUAGAGACACAUACAAAGAGAAAUGAGAGCUAUUGAAAGAGUAAAGGGGAAAAAGGAGAGAGAGAUGGUGUACGAAAAAAGAGUCAGGAACGAAAGCAAAAAAGGGGAGAGAAUGGAACAGAGAUUAAAAAAAAUAUAUGAAUAAAUGUAAAUAGCUUUAUUUUGUAGAUGUUCUUAAAAAGCAAUCUUUUCAUAUAAAGAAAAGAGUUUGAAAUUGAAGGAGUUAGUUUUAUUUGAGCUAUACACGUGAGAAUAUGGAUCCCUCCAUAUCUCUUCCUGCAAGUCAGGUCUCUUUGGUAAAGGACGUAUUUAUCAGUUACAUGAGGAAACAAAUAGACGUAUAAAACAUGUUAUGAUUGAAUUUGAUUCAUUAAUAUCUAUUUUCUGUUUUGCUUUUUUUUUCUGUAAAGCAUCAAGCUUUUACAUUUAUUCCUCGGCCUGGGUUCGAAGACAGAGGAGACCUGAAAAACAAGACGGGCUGUGGAACCGGUAAAGGAGAUGGCAAUCAAGAAUUUCAUGUAACAAGUGGGCCUGACAUUAUAGAUGGCAUGUUACCCCGUGCGCCAAUUUACCGGUAUUUCCUUUCAGAAAAAGAUAAUUAUUUGAAAUCAUCUGAAGUGAAAAGUUCAAGAAGCGACGGGUUUUCUACAAGAAACCACGUCAAAGCAGCCGCUUCCGAUACGGACUUACCCAAAAAUGUGGAAGAAAUCUCACAACAAGCAUUUAAAAAACAUUUGGAAAUUAUCCGAUGCACUUUUCCAGUCAAAAAUGAAAAAUACUUAUAUUUCCGAAAUAUCAAUCAACAAGAUAACCGAAUGUAACGCGCUUCCCUGGAGUUUCUGAGGAUCUGCUAAGCUUCCUUUGGAAUAAAUGAUUUGCAGUGUCCAAGGACUCAUCUUCUCACACUUCUUAACCUGCUUAAACCAGGCUUGUCAACCUCUCAGCUGUCAAUGGACUACAACUCCCAAAAAUCUUUAAAUGCUAUAGAUGAAAUACAACUCUCAUGAUGCUUUGCUCAACAACAUCGGGAGUUUGAAAAUGCCGGCUUAAACUAUAUAAACUGCUAGUUUCUCUUUAACACUGACCAUUAAUGCAUGAAAUCUGCUGUUUAUUUAAAAUAUCUAAAACAAUAUAUAAAAAACCUCACCUGAAGAAAGAUUCUAGCUUGGAAGGAAUAAGCUAAGCACCAAAACAACUUUCCUCGCCACACCUCCUCAGAGCUGCCAACAAACAUGAGGGGAGAAUCAAGAUGGGGCGGCAGGACACUGACCCAACCCACGUCAUUAGCGACAAAAAUUAAAAGCACCGUCCACUGACAGUCUACCUGGUCGGAACCCAACUUUCAGGAACAUACAGGGAGUGCUGCUGAAGCUGCAUGGUCGUAGUGCCCACUUCCCAAAGACAGAACUAAAGUAGGACCCUGACAUUGGGACUGCCCUGUUGCAAUCAGGACUUUUGGGAGGUUUGCCUCCACUGGCUGUGACUCAAACAGCCUCCGUGAACAAAAGGUUUAAUUUUUUCCAUCACAGUGUGUUUACUUUUUAAGUUUUUAACUUCUGCUUUGUUGGACUUUAAUAAAAGGUGUAACAUAUAAUAUAAAAUAAUAAUAUAGAAAGUUUAAACAUUAGAUCUCACUUUGCAGGAAGUGUUUAGGAAGGCUGUGCAGGUUACAUGCAGGGAGGUGUGGCAAUGGCGGUAUAAACAAAGUGAAAUAACUCCUAAAUGACAGAGAAUUGAGCAAUGUGACUGCAGAGAAAUGAUCUAUACACCAACACUGCUUCAUUAAGCUAAAGUUGUUUUGAUGUUCCUUCUCAUAUAAGAGCAUUCAUAAUCGAUUCAUUUGUUUGCAGAAAUUGAAAAUGUGUAUCCAGUCAUAUCCAGACAAGUCCCUUGCAAGUUCACAGAUAAAGGUAGUUUAGACACACGGGAAAGUGAACAUAUAAAGUAAAUUAACACACAAACAUAAAAGAUAAAAAAAAGUGUGUGCAGUACAAACAGAGGGUUAUAUUACUGGACAUGCAGACCAAUCACUUAGAUCCAAUGUGCAGAGGUAAAGAGUACUUGCAACCAAAUCCACAGUCAUUAAAAUGAGAAGGCGAGGAUGAUUAGAGGGAUUAUUCGUGGGUUUUUAAUUCUUUGUGGAGGAAUAAGAAUUGUUCAUUUUAGGCCACGAUAACCAAAUUAGAAUAAUUCUCCAAAUCUGUUAUGUUUUUAGAAAAUUCCCAAUAAUUCACAAUUUCAUUAAAAGCUAUGAGAAAAUGUUUGCAUUGUCGAUAGAUGCAGUUUAUAAAAAAGUAUUAUGGUAAAUAGAAGAGAAAUAUAUAUAUUUUUAUAAAAACUGGUUGUUUUUUUCUCUCUUUUUAUGUAUCAGUUACAAUGGUAGAUCCUUGUUAGAAAAACAAAUCUUAUGUUACUUCCG